Octopus sinensis (East Asian common octopus) is the source of this 2112-nucleotide messenger RNA. RefSeq names its product serpin B4. Gene Ontology annotation, molecular function: serine-type endopeptidase inhibitor activity. The transcript is spliced from 5 exons. The record is from RefSeq and is a predicted model, not a curated record. The coding region runs from base 714 to 1952 and encodes 412 amino acids. NCBI's taxonomy places the organism in Eukaryota, Metazoa, Mollusca, Cephalopoda, Octopoda, Octopodidae.
GUUCUGAAAAAGGUAAGGAAUUACAAAAUUACAAAACAAAAGAAUAUGAAUUGAAUUAAGGAAAUUUAUUUAAUAAUUAACAAGUAAACAUUAAACAGAUAUUAUGGGAAGAUAUUGUCAAAAUGAUGGCAUUUUUUUUUUUUUUUUUUUUUCUUUAAAAAAUGUUGCAGUCUUCAUUUAUAAUCAGCUAUUCAUUUUGCCAUGUGUAUUUAAUAGGUGCUGAAAUGGAACUGUCAGCUUUUACGUCACGCAGGCUUCAGUACAGCUGUUUAUUAUUUAUUUCACAGACAAAUAUUAUAAACCCAUUUGUUACCAUGUUCCUGUUGAGAUAUGUUGCUUUUGUUCCAGUUAGUCUUGAAAAACAAUGAAGGGAUUUGUAGAAUACUGUCGCAGUUAUUAAGGUGUCCACAAGAUGGAAUCUUGAGGCAUAGAGGAUCUUUUCGGAUUGAACGGCAGCUUUUAACAUAAUUUCUAGCUGUUGAACCAUCCAUUGGGUCCAUUUCACUUCAAAACUCUGCUUCAUCCAACUCACCUCAUUCAAUCAUCACCACCACCACCACAACCACAACUUUAAUGUCCACUUUCCCAUGCCUGCAUGGGUCAAAUGAAGCUGUUUGUAAACUCUUUCUGUGGAUAUUAUUGUAAAAACUUGCCCAAUACAAAUCUGAAAUCAAUCCUCAGUCAAGUCUGUAUUUGGAUAAGUCUUAACAAAGAUGUUAAAGAAACGAGAUGGAUUUGUCUUGCUGUUCAUAGUUGUUACCCUACAAACUAUAACAGAAAUUAAUAGCAAGAUGAUGAACUCAUCCAACCAGCACCAAGAGAUUAAAAACCUGGCUGCAUCAAUUGAUCAUUUUACAUCCAGCCUUUUUCAAGAAAUGGUCAUAGGAACCAAUGAAAAUGUCUUCAUGUCCCCCUUCAGUGUUGCUACCAUUUUAUCAAUGGUUUAUUUAGGAGCAAAACAAAUCUCAGCUGAGCACUUGAAAAAUGUUUUGAAUGUAACUUCAACACCAAAUGAUUUAGCUUUAGCUUAUAAAAAAUAUUUUUCGGUUCAGAAGAAUUCAAAUGAAGCUAACAUGAGUAAAUCGGUGAAUCGUUUGUACGUUGAGGAUAAAUUCCCUGUUUCAGAAAGCUAUAAGCACAAGAUUUUAGAAUAUUUUUUCACGGAUGUUAAAAAUGUAGAUUUCUUUAAAAAUGCUGAAAGAAUAAGAAUUGAUAUUAAUAAGUGGGUGAAGAAUGAGACUUAUAACAAAAUCACAGAUCUGUUACCAAGUAAAAGUUUGUCCUCUGAUACAGUGUUACUUCUCGUUAAUGCCAUGCACUUUGAAGGAAUGUGGGCUGCAAGAUUCCCAGAAAGAGUAACAUCAUCUAGAGAGUUUCAUCUAAGUUCUGGCAAGACUGUAUCUUGUGAUUCUAUGUUUAUAUCUGAAGAUUUUAAUACCAAAAUAAGCCAGAACUAUAAAGCUGUAGAGUUACCUUACAUGGGAGUGAAAUUUAGUAUGUUUGUAAUUCUUUCUAAUAAAAUGGAUGGUCUUGCUGCUUUAGAGAAGGAAAUUAAUGCACAAUUUCUCAAAGAAACUACAGAGAGAAAAGGCUUUGAACGAUUAUCUCUGGAGUUAUAUUUACCAAAGUUUCAUUUUCAAAGUGCUUUCGAGUUAUCUGAUACUUUACAAAAACUUGGUCUUUCUGAUAUUUUUGAUGCCAGCAAAGCGAAUUUAUCAGGAAUAAGUAGUGAGAAGGAUUUGUAUGUGAGUAAAUUCUUUCAUAAAACAUUUAUUGAUGUAAAUGAAAAAGGAACAGAUGCUCAUGCCGCAAGCGGAGAAGUGGUAAUUAAUCCAGUAUCAGCCCAGACUGGAACGAAAUUUGAUGUUAAUCACCCGUUCAUAUUUUUAAUUGCUGACAGAAGAACUAAAUUGAUUUAUUUCAUCGGCAAGGUAACAAACCCAGCAGCUUAAGAACAUUUCCCUUCCCAUCACCCUAUCAAGAAAUGGUAAAAUGAUAAACCUUACAACAUUAUAAGGUCUCAGAAUUUUAACAAAGUAGAUUUGAUUGAAAUUAUUCAAAAACUUUAUUGGGAAUACCAAAUAAAAAGUUUUUAAAAUACAUUGAAAGCUA